AUGGUAGGCGAUUUUAACGAAUCUCUCCUAAGUUCAUAUCAGCGUGGAGGUACUUUCGUGCAAUCCAGGGCUGAUCGUUUUCAUGAAUUCCUUCAGCAGUGUGCCAUGAUUCCCAUGCAUACAGUUGGUUUGAAGUAUUCUUGGGUUCGACGAGUAGGAGGGAGAGUGGUUAUGAGCAAGAAGCUAGAUUGGUGCUUGGGGGAUCACUUUUUGAAUGUCAGUUUCAGUAACGCAGUUGCAGAGAAUUUAACCAGGAUACAUUCAGAUCACUCCCCGCUCUUGGUACGGUGUGGCGGGUUUCCGUCAAGACAAGGGGAUCGACCUUUCCGUUUUGAAGCAGCUUGGAUUACCCACCCAGAAUAUGCGAGUGUCGUGGAAGGGGCGUGGUGCAUGGGUUCUCUGAAUUCCAAGCUUUUGCAGGUACAGCAACAAUCUACUGUCUUCAACCGGGAUGUGUUUGGCCACAUUACUAAGCGAAAAAAGACUUUGGAGGCCAGAAUAAGUGGUAUUCAGCGACGCUCGGAGAGAGUUGACUCAGCUUCUCUGUCCAUUCUCCAUAAUCACCUUCAUUGUGAGUUGGAUGCAGUGUUAGCUCAAGAAGAAUUACUAUGGUUCCAAAAAUCAAGAGAGCAACAAACUCUUUAUGGAGGGAGGAACACGAAGUAUUUCCAUACACAAGCUCUGAUCAAAUGGCGGAGAAAUAAAAUCCAUAGUUUGAUAUUACCGACUGGGGAGGUGUGCUCGGAGGACCAGACUUUACAGCGGGAAGCCACUCGGUUUUUUAAGGAACUGUUUUGUGCUUCUACCAAUGUAACCCCUCUUGACACCUCUUCUGUGUUGUGCCCUCUUUUGGGACAGAUCCAUGUCUCUCGUCUUAUGGCGGAAGUAACAAAAGAGGAGGUGUGGGAGGCCGUUUCAACCAUGGGCCCGUACAAAUCCCCGGGACCAGAUGGCUUCCAAGCGGUACUUUUCAAAACCUACUGGCAUAUCUUGGGGGAUGAUGUUUGGAAGUUGGUGCGUGAUGCAUUUGUUUCAGGCUCCUUUGAUCCAUUGGUGUCAGAGACUCUUAUAGCUCUAAUCCCUAAGGUGGAUGUGCCUAAGACCUUUAAGGAAUUACGCCCUAUCAGCUUGUGCAACGUGCUGUAUAAAAUUAUCACAAAGGUGCUUGUCCUUCGUUUACGGCCAUGCCUUCAGGAGAUUGUGGGACCUCUACAGAGUAGCUUUAUUCUGGGACGAGGAACAACAGAUAAUGCUAUUAUUUUGCAAGAGGUAGUGCACUUCAUGCGGACCAAAACGAAGCGUAGUAAGAAUGUUAUUUUUAAGCUUGACCUAGAGAAGGCCUAUGAUAGAGUGGACUGGGGCUUCUUAGAGGAGACUUUGAAGGAAUUUGGAUUCCCUCCCAUGACCGUUGCUCUUAUUAUGUUCUGCGUCUCUUCCACUUCUUUGUCUCUCAUUUGGAAUGGGACGCGCCUACCCCCCUUCCGUGCGACAAGAGGACUUCGACAAGGUGACCCACUUUCUCCUUACCUUUUUGUGCUUUGCAUGGAGCGGUUGGCUCACAUGAUUCAUCAUGAGGUGGAGGAAAACAAUUGGAAACCCGUUACAAUAUCUAGGGGAGGCCCGGGGAUCUCUCAUUUAUUCUUUGCGGAUGAUGUCCUUCUAUUUGCCAAAGCUGAGAUUGAUCAAAUUAGGGUGGUUCACCAGGUGCUGGAACGGUUUUGUGGUGCUUCAGGAUUAAAAAUUAACCUUGCAAAAUCCAAAGCCAUGGCCUCUUGGUGUGUAGAUAUGUCUUUAAGAAAUAGAAUUGUAGCUCUCACCUCUAUCCCCUUUACAGAAAAUUUCGAUAAAUAUUUGGGGUUUCCUAUUUACAAAGGUAGGGCUCGCAGGGAGGAUUUUCAAUUUGUGGUGGACCGGGUCACUUCAAGGCUAGCAACGUGGAAAGUGAACCUUCUGAACAAACCUGCUAGAGUAACGCUGGCAAAAUCUGUGCUUACGGCAAUACCGGUCUAUGUGAUGCAAUUAAAUUGGCUUCCCCAAGCGGUGUGCGACAAUCUAGAUGCUGUGGUUCGCCGGUUUGUUUGGGGCACGGCUACAGGGAAUGGUGUGAGCAUGUUGGCGUGGAAGAAGGUGCUUCAACCUCGUCGGAAUGGAGGGCUAGGUAUCAGAUCAGCUCGCAUGAGUAAUGUGGCGCUCCUUGGUAAACAAUUAUGGAACCUGGUUCAGCGUGCAGAUAAAUUCUGGGUCAAAACCAUUGAGGCUAGGUAUGCUGUUGGCCCUAAAGUUUUGACAACUGGGGUGAGAGAUGGCUCAGUGUUUUGGAAAGCCAUGGUGAGAACUGGACACUUGCUGAGGGAUGGCUUCUCUCUUCGAAUUGGCAAUGGUCGCUUUUCCUUUUGGUUCGAAGAUUGGUCACCGUUUGGGCGUUUGUGUGACCGUGUCCCUUUUGUUGAUGUGCACGAUUUACAGCUAACCUUGCGUUAUGUGUUUGCCUCGGGCUCCUUCGACGCUGGACUCUUGUACACUGCUAUCCAUACUGAGCUUGCGGAUUUCUUGGGCCAAUUUCAGAACGUGGUGUGUGUUGAGGUGGAACGAGAUUGCUUGAUUUGGACCGAGAAUGUGGAUGGUGAGUACUCAGUGAAAGCGGGGUAUCACUGGUUGCUGAACCGCGAGGUGAACCCGAUUCAGGUUGUGCAUCCGUGGCGUCAGGUUUGGCAACUUCAAGUUCCAGAAAAUAUUCGUUUUUUCAUGUGGCAAGCCCUGCACAAUAUUGUGCCUACCGUGGAACAGCUUGUGCGUAGACGUCUGGCUGUGUCGGAUUUAUGCAAGCGUUGUAAGUCUGAGCCAGAAACCUUGAUGCAUUGUGUCCGUGAUUGUCCGUUGGCGAGGAAAGUUUGGCAUGCGAUUGGGUUUGUGCUCCCUGUCAGUUUCUUCUCUCAUAUGUCCUUUGCAGAUUGGGUUCAAGGCUUCCAUGGGUUUGGUCUCACGGUGUUGAUGGCUACUAUCUGGGUUAUUUGGAAGCAAAGAUGUCGUUUUAUUUUUGCUGGAGAUUUACAGGUUGUUCAUCAGACGGUGAGGGAGGUACAUGUGUUGUGGGAAGUCCUGGCUCGCGUCUAUCCGCAUACUGCUCCUUCCAAACAGAUUUGUUUCGUGCGGUGGCAGCCUCCAAUAGAUGAUUUUGUGGCGUUGAACACAGACGAGAGCUCUUUUGGUAACCCAGGUGAGUCGGGGUUUGGAGGGGUAGUGCGUAGCAGUGAUGGUGUGUGGAGGGUGGGCUUUGCAGGGCAUAUUGGAGUUUCCGAUUGUCUGCAUGCUGAGCUUCUGGCUCUUUUACAUGGGUUGGACGUGUGCUGGAUUCGGAGAUGCCGGAAGGUUGAGGUGUUUACACAUUCCAGAAUGGCCUUGGGUUUAAUCACGGGAUAUCACUCAGCAUUCCACAAGUAUGAAGCUGUUAUAAGCCGGGUCAAGCUCCUGUUGAAGAGGGAUUGGGAUGUGCGUUGUAGACAUUUGCUUCGUGAGGGUAAUGCUGCUGCAGACUUCAUGGCGAAGUUGGGGGUCUCUCUGUCGUCAUCCUUGGUGGUGUUUGAUGUGCAGCCACCAGGAAUUGUCCCUAUUUUGCGUACAGAUUGCAUGGGCACAUGGCACUGUAGGCAGUAG
Lotus japonicus is the source of this 3654-nucleotide messenger RNA. RefSeq lists its product as uncharacterized. The record is from RefSeq and is a predicted model, not a curated record. Lineage: Eukaryota; Viridiplantae; Streptophyta; Magnoliopsida; Fabales; Fabaceae. Gene Ontology annotation, molecular function: nucleic acid binding; RNA-DNA hybrid ribonuclease activity. The transcript has a single exon. Bases 1 to 3654 code for a protein of 1217 amino acids.